Messenger RNA from Anguilla rostrata (American eel), 4165 nucleotides. RefSeq names its product centrosomal protein 126 (gene cep126). Bases 478 to 3795 code for a protein of 1105 amino acids. The record is from RefSeq and is a predicted model, not a curated record. Gene Ontology annotation, biological process: cytoplasmic microtubule organization; non-motile cilium assembly; mitotic spindle organization. The transcript has 12 exons. Gene Ontology annotation, cellular component: midbody; ciliary base; centrosome. Lineage: Eukaryota; Metazoa; Chordata; Actinopteri; Anguilliformes; Anguillidae.
GGAGCCGACUUCAGCGUCGUUGAAUUUGCCAAGGUUUCCGUUGUCAAGGAAGCGCGUCGGUGGUUGCCAAGAUGGCGGGGUUAUUGCAAUUACCGUUAGCCUACAGCUAAAUUUUAGGUCCAGAUGAACAUUAUCUGUUACAGAAUUAGUUAGAUUUAUAUCAGAAAAGAUAGCUUGCAACCCUGCUCGAAUAGGCUUGCCAAUUAAACGUUUAAACUGUAGCCAUCUAGCUAACUUUGGUGUACUCUUGCUAGUGGAGAGUGGACAAUAUGAAGCUAGAAAAGGUUAGCUAGCUAACUAACACUUAGCUAGCUUGCUGUACAUUACUGUCUCGGUUAAUCUGCUUCUUAAAAUACUACAGCGUGCUGCUAACAGUAUAUACUAGGAGGCAAGUGCUGUUGCUGAACGCAAUUCAAUGAAGAUUGUCGUCAACUCCGCGGACUUUUAAGGACUGCCCAAUCCUGGGGAUUCGACAGGAUGCAGGUUCAGAAGGGCAGUUCUCAUAUGUAUCCUUUGAUGGCAGACUUCGAUUUGAUUUUGGAAGAUGAGCAUCACAUAUUAGUGGAGGAGCAGAAAGCAUGCCGUUCCAGGACCCGCAAGUUCUCCCUGGAAACAAAUCGCCGCCGGAAAGCUCUGGAGGAAAGGAGGAGGGAGGAGGACAUUCGGGAGCAGAGGCUGAGGGAGGAGAUCCUGCAGCAGCGCAGGCACGAGGUGCAGGAUGUCACUGAACGCUUCCAGAGGGCUCAUCUGCCCCCCUCCCAGAGGAAGAGACAAGCUUCCAGAAGGGCUACUCCUCACCUAGAAGAGGCUCUAUAUCAGAUUCAAGGCUCUUCCAACUCCUCUGCCCUACAAUCCACAUUCUUCCGAAGCCCCACCAGUAACAGGAGUUAUGCUUCCUCACCCAGUUCCUCGGCAAGCUCAGCUGGAUCCCGCUACCAGAAGCAGCUCUCGGCAGCAGUGGCCUACGCCAAGCUCAUGCAGGAGAGGAGCGGGGCUGCGCUGAGGAACAGCCAGCUGCUGUUUCAGAAUGAGCUGCAGGAGAAACAGCGCCUUCUAGAGGAGCGGCAGAUCAACAGCCUGCAGGACUUUCAACGAGAAGUUGGUCAAAUCGGCGAAUCGGAGAGCCUGUCCAGUCUGGAUAGUUUGGAAAACGAGGGCACCCACCACAAACCAGCAGUGAGCCUCGGAUUCACGUCCUGUUCCUCAUCAGAGAAUUCCGAGGUCCUGAACUGCACCAGACCCCAGUCCCCACGGAAACACUUCAACAGUCAUAAUAAUUUGCACAGGCAACAGAACGGGGCUGUCACAGACUCUUGUCCCCCAACGCAGGAUACGGAGGAGCCUGGAGAGUACGAUAAGACCACACUGGCCAGAGGGGAGCCAAUCACAGAGAGACAGAAACCAGCCCCUGUUCCAAGUCAUCAAGCCACACCCACCCAAAGAGCAAUAGGGGAUAAUGUAGUCCACCCAGCAUUCCUGGGUGAACCCGAGAAGGCCCCCGCAGGCACGCCCUGGAAAGCAUGGGGUAGCCCGGACCCCACGCCCCCUGAAUUCUCAUGGCCGACUCAAGGGGACGUCUAUGAACAGAUGAGAACUCAAACGGACAGGUUUAGAAACCACACAGAAGCCACUCAGGUUGUAUUGCCCUCCAGCUUGUGCAGUGAUAGAGAUGUCUCUGGCUACAGCUCUGAAGAUCCCAGUGCUAUAUCAAGUGCUGUGAGUCAGACAAGCACAGAUCAGGAGGCUUCUGUCACCAAAUCCAUUGAAAGGAUGAGUCACCUGCAUAAGAUUGAUCUGGCCUGCAAUGCUAAGACUAGCUGCGAUAAGGAUGACUGUGAGACCAGAAACACCCUGACCAAGCCUUCAGACCCUUGUGAUCUAACCUUUAAGAGGUCUCUCAAAAAGGUGAACCAAGGUCAUGAGCAUGAGGCGCCAACUAGAGUAGCCUUAGCUUCCACUUCCAGUUCAGCCUCCAAGGCUGAUAGCGCAAAAUCCGUUAAAGGGAUACUCAAAAAAGAAUCAAAAUAUGCAACCACGUGCCACACCAAGCUAACCUUUUCCCCGGCUGACUGUGCUAUAACCAACCACUUCUCGGUGUCCGUCAAGGACAGUGUGGAGGUGGUGAAGCAGAGGGAGAGAGAUGUGGAGGUUGGGAAGGGCGUGAAGAAGAAACUGCGCUGGUUUGAUGAAGUGUGCUACCACGAGGAGGAGGAUGAGAGCAAGCCACUCCAGGAUGUGCAGGAACCGGGCAAGCCCUCAUUCCCUCCUCAGGGUAAAAGUGUCUCAGUGGGACACCAGGAGGGUCCAGUCCAGGCCUUGGGUUUGGGGAAGACAACCCCAGCCCCACAGGUGGUGACGCCCGUGACCCCUGCAACCCCUGUGGGUCAUCACUUGACAAAACAGGCAUGGGGGUAUGGUAAGGGUCUAGAGCGGGAAAGAGGUGAGGAGGCCCGUCCGGAGCGUGGGACCCCACGCAGGGGUCGACCCAGGGGCCCCCGGAGGGUGCGCUCUGCCAGGACCCGGCCUGGCCCCACCCCACCCAGAAUCAGGAAGGGCGUGGCAGUGAGGCCACAGUCAGCCUUCGAGGCCAGCCAGGUGCACAAGGGCACCCAGGGGAGGAUCAUCAUGCCCCGCCCUCCGCCUAGAUCCACUUCCCCUGAUGGCAGGCCAGCCCUGGAUUCGAGCACUGUGGAUGAGGGGAGGGCACCAAGUGCUGCCAAAAGUAUGCUUGGUGAUGUCCAUGGAAGGGUGGGUCCUCCAGCAGAGCAGAGAGAUGUCCCCGAAGGCUACGCCCUUCCCCUGGGUAACUCCAUCCUCACAACUACUGGGGGAGUGACCAUCACUCCCUUCCCACCCUCGUACACCCUCUCCACCUAUGAAACCAUCAGCAAGGCCACCUAUGCUGUGGGCAAUGGCCAACAGGAUGCCUUGGGAGGAGCAAGCAGACGAGGGCCGCUGUAUGUAGAGCGUGGCCUCAAUCUGGCACAGACUCCCACUGAUGAGGAGAUCUCCCAGCUGUGGCAUGGAGUCCGCAGUGCCUUAGCACCAAAAGAUGGUGAACCUCGAACCCUUGCUGCUUCUAAUGGCCUGUUAUCUGGGCCUUCCCAGGCCCGUGCCAACCUGUCCCAUGUCACCAUUGACGGUGGCAGCCUGAUCAGUGGCAUCAAAGCGGUGACAAGGAUGGGGGGGUUUUUUGUCACCACUUCCAACGCCACGAAGAGUACGGUUAGAAGGAAACAGAGUGCAGACAGUACUGGGACAAAGCACAGAGCACUUUUGGAGCAGAGGCGGGUGAACUCUGGGUCAGGAAUGAGGAAACCACCACUCCCCAGUCAGACCACUGUGCAGAUAAGUCCAUUGGGCAGUAAAGCUGACCAGAUAGCAGGUGCACUUCAAGAUGAAGCUAUGACAGUUUCUGAAAGCACAGCCCAGUUCCUGCUGGCAGAGAACCUGGCAGAUAGCUCUGCGACGGAUGAAGACAUCCUGGCCGCCAUGGAGACGGCACACGCACAGGUGCAGCAGACCGUACCGCAACAGCGCCCCCAGCCGCUGGGCCUGAGCAUGAGCGCCCUAUCUCUGGAGGAGCAGAGACUGCUGCUGUCCCUGGACCACCUCAACUACAGGCUGCAGUGUGUACAGGAGACUGCAGCAGGAAAUGCUUCUGUUCCCAAUGUCCUGCAGGUCACCGCUCCUACUAACCUGUUGUUCCAGCUGGGGGAGGGGCAGGCCAUGGCCCAGCGGCGCUACCGCGCCAACUCUGCGGACAGCCGCUCCCGCUUGGAGAGGCGAUACUGACUGGACAUCCCACUGCACCUGUCUCUCCUCCCCUCUCCCAGAACCCACAUUACCUCCUUUCCUAUCACCAAGCACUUUAAUCUUGUACUCUCUGCUGCUUAUUAAAACAAACUGUUGACUUCCACCUUUUUUAGGACGUAAACAUUUGAAGAAAUGUGAUAUGUUGCUGAAGGCAUUCCAGCCUUGCCAGUGGAAGUCAGUGUUGCUACUGUACUGUAAAUGAGAUUAUAUGGAUUUUUUUGUUCAUCCAUAUUACAUUUUAUCAGCUUAUAUACUGGAUGUUGAUUUUUUUGCAGUACACCAUAAUAGUUGUCAAGCAUUCUAACUUAAGAAUAAAUACUGUAACAGAAUAAACAUAUUUUUAUAUUUA